This is a messenger RNA of Capra hircus (goat), 2373 nucleotides long. It is a transcript of the gene GPR62, whose product is annotated as G protein-coupled receptor 62. The transcript has 5 exons. Gene Ontology annotation, cellular component: signaling receptor complex; plasma membrane; endosome. Lineage: Eukaryota; Metazoa; Chordata; Mammalia; Artiodactyla; Bovidae. The record is from RefSeq and is a predicted model, not a curated record. Gene Ontology annotation, biological process: G protein-coupled receptor signaling pathway. Gene Ontology annotation, molecular function: G protein-coupled receptor activity. Bases 433 to 1593 code for a protein of 386 amino acids.
ACCAGAUCACCGUCGACAAGCCCAGCUUGAAGCAGCCACCCUCUGGCUUCGACAGUGUCAUUGCCCGUGGCCACACAGAGCCUGGUCCUCAGAUUCACCUCCUAGAGGCAAAUACGCACAUCAAAGUUGUGGUCAGGUACGGGAAGUAGUGACUGUGUGGACGGAACAUAGGAAGCAGGUGACCCAGAUUCCAGGUACAACUCAGCUGGGUAAUCUAGAACACACUCCUUCCCUCUCUGAGCACCAGUCUCAUCCAACUAACAGAGAACUGGACCAGGGCCCUUCAAAUUCCGGCAGUAGACAAGAAGAAUUUGAUACAAAGAAGGAGCUGAACUACCAGAGGGGCUGCAGGGGCUGAGUCGCUGGUGUGGAAGAGAGAGCCACAGUCCCCGGCUUGCACCCUUCCAUGGGGCCAGGCAAGCCCCCAGAAGGAUGGCAGCCCGGGCGUCUGAGCCAGCGCCUGGGCAGCCUGUGAGCACAGGGCGAAGCCUAAGCGCUCGAAUGGCCAACGCCACAGGGCUGAGCGCCCCAGAAGUCGCAGCCUCGAUGGGACUGAUCCUGGCGGCUCUCGUGGAGGCGGCGGCACUGCUGGGCAACGGCGCGCUGCUGGUGCUGGUGUUGCGCACGCCGGGACUGCGCGACGCUCUCUACCUCGUGCACCUGUGCGUCGUGGACCUGCUGGCGGCCGCCUCCAUCAUGCCGCUGGGCCUGCUGGCCGCUCCGCCGCCGGGGCUGGGCCGCGUGCGCCUGGGCCCCGCACCCUGCCGCGCGGCGCGCUUCCUCUCGGCGGCGCUGCUGCCCGCCUGCACGCUCGGCGUGGCGGCGCUCGGCCUGGCGCGCUACCGCCUCAUAGUUCAUCCGCUGCGGCCCGGCGCGCGGCCUCCGCCCAGCCUCGUGCUCACGGCCGUGUGGGCGGCCGCCGGGCUGCUGGGCGCGCUCUCCUUGCUCGGGCCGCCGCCCGCACCGCCCCCGGCCCCGGCUCGCUGCUCGGUCCUGGCGGGGGGGCUCGGGCCCUUCCGGCCGCUCUGGGCGCUGCUGGCCUUCGCGCUGCCCGCCCUCCUGCUGCUCGGCGCCUACGGCAGCAUCUUCCUCGUAGCGCGCCGGGCCGCCCUGCGGCCCCCACGACCCGCACGCGGCUCCCGGCCGCGCUCCGACUCUCUGGACAGUCGCCUCUCCAUCUUGCCGCCCCUCCGGCCUCGCCCGCCCUGGGGCAAAGCAGCCCUGGCUCCGGCGCUGGCCGUGGGCCAGUUCGCAGCCUGCUGGCUGCCUUAUGGCUGUGCGUGCUUGGCGCCUGCUGCCCAGGCCGCAGCGGCCGAGGCGGCCGUCACCUGGAUAGCCUACUCGGCCUUCGCGGCUCACCCCUUCCUGUACGGCCUGCUGCAGCGCCCUGUACGCCGGACGCUGGGCCGCCUUGCCCGCCGAGCGCUGCCGCGGUCCCCGCGAGCCUGCGCUUCACGGGCCUGGCACCCGCGGGCCCUCCUGCAGCACCUCCGGAGACCUCCGGAGGGCCCUGCCCUUGGCCCUUCUGAGGCACCUGAUCAAGGCCGGGAUUUGACAGAAAGGGAAAGCCUGAGCAUGUCAGAGGCCACGUGAGAGAUGUCUCCCAGGUGAGCGGGACUGGAGAAAGCAGGGUGGUAUCGGAAAGGGCCCGUCCAGCCUCCAGCACAGCUUGCGCCCGGUGCCCUGCCUGGAGUUCUGACCCUGGAAUGGGAAGAAGGGGGCCUGUAGCCUGGUGAGGCCCACGUUUUUCUGGGAGCAAUCCUGAGUGCUGGGCCCAACUCUGCAUGGCCUUGUACACACACCUACCCUUCCCCAGGCCUCAGUUUUCCCAGCUGUACCCGGGACUGUGUCUAAGGGCCCCUCCAGCUUGAGUGAUCUGGAUAGAUCUGGACGCUCACAGAUGGUCCCCAGGCCAAGGAAGAAGCAGAGGUGGGCAGGAUCACAGAGAAGAGGGCCCUAAGGGCUCACAGCCAAAGGGAGUGGGCCAAGCAGGGCAGGGUCUGGGGUACAGCCACAGCAGGAAGAACGAGUGGAGGGACAUUCGGAAAGACCUCUGCGACAUAUGCACCAAGAAGAGGCUGGACAGAACUACUGAGGCUCCUCCAUCAGCUUCUAAAAAUGCCCAGAAAAAAACUGGAUCAUUUUGGUGCCAGAGACAGGAGGCUGGACAACAUGACCCCCAAAGAGCCCUAAAGCCCCAGAACUGACAUGUGGAAGGGGCUGAGACCCAGGGGGGCUGAUGGAGUCAUAGAUGGGGUCCUCUGGGGCCUCGGCUGCACCCAUAUUCUGUAGGUUUUGCCAACACCCACAAUGUUUCACAGCUUCCUGGUCUCUGAGAAUAUUUAUUCAAAAACAGGAAUUGAAAAAACUGUA